UUCACCCAACAUUGGAGCUCCGCAAGCAACUAUGGUGAGGGGACGGAAAUUGUCCUUUCGGGAGUAAUGUUGCCAGGCGCGUUACAGAUUGUGAAUACUGUAACGUCACACUUCUAAAAAAUAGAAAUUUUUAUCGUAAUUCUGCUUCACAUAGAGAAGGAAUAUUGUUGAGUUAAUAGUGAGUGUGAGGCACAUGGAUUGCAAUAGCAUGCGCUCGCUAAGAUUCUGAAGACAGAAGAUUUAGAAGGUAGUUGCACGAUAAUCUUGGCUGAUGUAGCUCUUCCUCAUCCGGGACAUAGGUAAGCCCAGGGCUCGAAUGUACUGUCCCUUUUUCGGCUACCAAAACUGGGAUGGACGCAGGCGAGGCGGUGGUUCUUCGCGUGACGAUUUGAAGGUUAAUUUCGUGCUGGCUGCGGUAGAAGAGAAAAGCACGGGUAGUCAAGUUAUCCGGAAAUUUUAGAAACCCUCGUAGAGCGUGUUUGCAUCUUUUGGUUCCUCGCGCUGUUUGUUCUUCGAGACUUGCAUAUGCAAGUUUCCAGGUCUUGUACGUUUCGCGAAUGGCGGAGCUCUGUCCGUGACUCCAACUAUGUGCCGGAUAGCGGCACUGCGAAAGGGCAAUUAUGCCAUUGUGGAAGUGAACUCGGAAUUUUCACUGUGUAUCCUUAAACUGUGCAGCCCGACCGGCGUCCUACUUGGUAUCGAGGCUGUGGCUGGAGAUUACGGCUCGGUGUACGCCUUUCUCGGUAUCUCUUAUGCUGUUGCACCCGAAAGGGCACUAAGGUUCAGAGCACCCAUCACCAAGCCCCGUGAGGUGAAACCUGUGGAUGCAGCGAACAUAAAACUACCGUGCGUGCAAGCGCCAUCGAUUCACGGAGCUCCAGUACAUGAACUUGCAGACAGCCAGCAGAGUGAAGAUUGCCUGCACCUGAACGUAUGGACGCCGACGCUUUCUUGUUCUGGCCGCGGUGAGAAGGCCGCGUGCGCCACUAAGACCAUACUAGUACUUUUCUUCGGGCAAGACUUCGAAUACGGAGGCAAUGACGAGCCUAUGACCAACGGUCGCUUCCUCUCUGCCAUAGGAGACAUGGUCGUCGUUGUGCCGAAUUACAGACAUGGUCCAUUUGGGUUCUUGAGCACGGGCAACACCCAACGUGCUCCGGGCAACGUGGGUCUCAUGGAUCAAGUGGCUGCUUUCGAAUGGACGCUAGAGAAUGCGCCCAGCUUCGGAGGCAACGUGUCCCGUAUUGCGCUGGCCGGCUACAACGACGGCGCUGCAUCAGUGGGGUACAUGUUGACGGGGCAUGCCAGUAACGUCCGAAGGGCGGUGCUGUUGGGCGCCACGCCUUUCACGCGGUUCUUUGAGAACACGAUGAAUCCGUUGCUCAACGCCAAGCACUUGGCACAAGAGCUGUGCUGCGAGCGCUGGAACAGCUGUUCAGCACGGGGCAACACAUCUUUCGAAGCCUCUCCAGACGACAUCAUCGAUUGUCUUCGCGAUGUCCCUGCCCGCGACCUGAGUAACCAGGCUGCUGUUCAGGUGCAGCUUUCGUGGAAAGGAUUUGGACCCACUUUCUCCAGAGACCCGGUCUUGGAGGAUCCUUUUGUUCAUGUGGGCUACGCAGCCCCGGCAGGGGUACACAUUCUUCUAGGGAUCACAGCUGACGAAGGAGCAUACGCUCUGUACCGUCUGAACUCUCUGCUGAACACCACAGAUCGACCGCAAGAGCUGCUCCAUUUCCUAGGCAAGUUUCUGGAAAAACAGUACGGCUUCUGGUGUGGGUCUGGAAUCGUGAAGCAUUUCCUUCGCUCUCACGGAGACCAGCCCAACCCCAUAUCGGAAGGCUUUCUUCAAGAGCUUCUCUCCUGUGUCUUCUACAUCUGCCCUAUGCAAUACUACAGGGACGCUCUGCAGAAGCGACUGAGUCGCUCAUCGAUUUACGUCUUCUGGCCCAAGCUUUCCUACCGCGUCUCAGCCAUUUCGAACGCCAAAGCAGCCACCCGAUUGGAGGACCUGGCCUACUUCAUGGGCGACGUCUUAAAAGGGUCUCGUGGAGCCUCCACAGAGGAAAGGGCGCUCGGUCUUAAGCUGGUGCGUGCACUCGCCAGCUUCGUUGCCAACGGGACACUUCCUCCAGUCGAAGGACAGCCAUGGCCGACAGGUAAUGGAGAACGAUCUACGGUCCACAUCCAUCUGGAUACCUUAACUCUGGGUUCCCUCCCAGGCAGCAACCACUGUGACGCACUCUACAGACAUGUCACCGGACACCCCUCUCCAUUGCUAGAGAUCUAUUGAAUAUUUAAUGACAGUACUUUUGAUAGUACAGACAAAACAUAACCAGAUUUUACUUCGAAUAAGCAUACGGUAAUUGAAUGCAAAAUAGCAAGACCGGGGUAGCGUUAUAAUUAUUGCAAGAAUUGUGUCGAGAGCCACUUGGGUGUUCACACAUCAGUUGAGUACAUU
Messenger RNA from Ornithodoros turicata, 2461 nucleotides. Its product is annotated as acetylcholinesterase-like. Gene Ontology annotation, biological process: choline metabolic process; acetylcholine catabolic process. Bases 587 to 2293 code for a protein of 568 amino acids. Gene Ontology annotation, cellular component: plasma membrane. The transcript is spliced from 7 exons. The record is from RefSeq and is a predicted model, not a curated record. Lineage: Eukaryota; Metazoa; Arthropoda; Arachnida; Ixodida; Argasidae. Gene Ontology annotation, molecular function: acetylcholinesterase activity.